UCCCGCCGCUGGUCGCGCGCCGCACUGGAGAGAUGGUGAGUCACCGCGAGCUGCUCCGGGAGCGCGACGUUAACGGAGCAAUAACAUCCACGACCGACACCAGAACCGGAACAUCGAGCCAGCCCGGACCCCUGGCAUCGAGGCCGGACCCGCCGACGUCCUGCGGCCGCUGGACGGAUCACAGCUAGGAUCCGCAGUGACGUCACAUACGGCUGCUGUCGCGUCGACUUUGAUCAGGGCACAUUGUUGCUGCAUCCAGCUGAGCCGCCACCGCUGUUGCUGCUGAAGGCCAACAUGUUGCUGCUGCCGCAGGGAGCCUGCUGAGCAGCUGAGCGCCUCAUGGAGAGUCUCCUUCAGCAUCUCCACGGCCCUGCAGAUGGACAUCUUGUUUCCUGGAUAGAUGGACAGAUUUCCACCACAGUCUGACUGAUCAGCUAACCUGGACUCAGGUGAUCCAUUGUGUUAAACCCAGCCCCCAAAGAUCUUCAGGUAUAAAAAAUGACCAAUAAGAUGAACCACCUGAAAGAGGUAGAGGCUGGCCGGGAGUUUGAAGGCAAGGUUGAGACCUGGGCUCAGUCUCUGGUCUACACUGUGGAGGAACUAGAGUGUAAAAUCUGCUACAACCGAUACAACACUCGCAGCAGGAAACCCAAACUGCUGGGCUGUCUGCACCGGGUCUGUGCCAAGUGUCUAAAGAAGAUGGUGGACAUGGGAGACUCUUCACCAACAAUCAUCUGCUGCCCGUUCUGCCGCCAUGAGACGUAUGUCCCCGAUGAGGAGGUGUGGCUGAUGGAGGAUGACCGCCACAUCAUGGCAGUUCUGUCUUGUCAGGAUAGAGCUCAGAAGGAAAGUGUAACAACAGGAAAAGGAGAAGGAGGUUUAGAGGUGGUGUUGACUCCCACUGCUCUGAAAGCAGGAGGAGAGGGAGGAGGCACAGACACAUCCCAUCGUUCCUCAGAUUGUCUGGUAAUCACCAUCAUGGAGCUUCCAGAUUAUUCUCCAUCCUCUGAGUCAGUGAGCAUGCUCAACGUAGUGGGUCUCUACCGGCCCCCCAGCUUGGACUCUCUGCCCUGCAACUUGCCAACACAGAAAUGUCGCGCUUGGACAUCCCGCAGUUUUCCACGCUGCCUGUUGGGGGCGCUGUGCAUGGUAUACUUCAGUUCGCUGCCUCUGGGGAUCUACCUGCUAAUGGUUGGUCACCUGUUGAUGGGUGUGGUACUUGUCAGCCUGGUUCCGUCCACACUACUGCUGCUCGUUCUCUACGGAUUCUGUCAGUGCAUAUGUCAAGAAGUGAGGGAGGCGAUUGCGGCACGCAGGCUGCCAUGACAACGGUAUAGGCCACUGUCAUGGCAACAAGGACAGUGUGUGCUUCCGCAGUGACAAACAGCUCAUAUGGCCACACUGACGAGGAUUACGACAUAACUUUCAAACCCUUCACCAUCACAAAAGAGAACUGAAAGCAGAGCCGAACCCUCAGCACAUUACCGACCCCAUCAAUGGAGGACCCUCCCCUUUUUGAGCACCAGCACCCCUAUCUUUGCCAAAACCGCCAAACGGAAAAGAAGCAGGACAUGUCUUCAUUUCAGAUUGUUAUUAUCAGCUGAUCAUGUCUUAUCUGAUGACAGGUUCAUCAUCAGAAAUUUGAUUAAAUAUGUAGAGCUGGAUAAGCUACUAAUUACUAUUAACAUGUUGCUAAUAAGUUGCUGUUAACGUUUGUGUAUUAUUUAUAUGUAAAUACUGAAUUCUGUUCAUAAAUGCACCUUAAGAGAUCUCUGUUCUUAGAGUCUAUAAACAACCAACUGCUGUAAAAGAAUAAGUUCAAUAAAAAAAAGGUUGGUUAAAUGUUAGUCUAGCUUGGUCUGGAAAGAAACAAAAGCUUA
Messenger RNA from Cyprinodon tularosa, 1880 nucleotides. Its product is annotated as E3 ubiquitin-protein ligase RNF182. Bases 499 to 1326 code for a protein of 275 amino acids. Lineage: Eukaryota; Metazoa; Chordata; Actinopteri; Cyprinodontiformes; Cyprinodontidae. The record is from RefSeq and is a predicted model, not a curated record. The transcript has 8 exons.